Plasmodium fragile is the source of this 2265-nucleotide messenger RNA. RefSeq lists its product as uncharacterized. Gene Ontology annotation, cellular component: cytoplasm. NCBI's taxonomy places the organism in Eukaryota, Apicomplexa, Aconoidasida, Haemosporida, Plasmodiidae. The transcript has 2 exons. The record is from RefSeq and is a predicted model, not a curated record. Bases 1 to 2265 code for a protein of 754 amino acids.
AUGACCACUGCCCACAAUGGUAUGCAAAAUGACAACGGAGGAAUCCCCCAAAAUGGUGAAGUAGAUGAAGAGGAAGAAGCAGUGGAGGUAGAACACAUGGAGGACGACACUGUCCUGUUGAGCUCAUUCCUUUAUGAGUAUUUGGUGAAUAAUUUUAAGUCCAUCCACCUGAUUCUGAACUCACGCAAAGUGAAAGAUUCCCUUUUGGGGCAUGUAAAGGAGAAGGCACAAGAAUUAAAGAAGCGUAUGGAGGAUUGUGGGCAUGCAGUGCAAGGAGAAGGUGGAAUAAAAUUAGGUGGGUCUGAUGAAACCCUCCAAAUGGUCCGUCAGAUACACCUGGACGGGCUUCUUCUACUCAGCACUGAUGAAGCAGAUGUGGAGUAUAAUCACAAUUUGGUUAAAGUAGGAGUCGACCUGAACUUAGACAGAAGCGUUGCGACGGUGGUUUCUAACGAAUGCACCCUCAUCAGCAGGAAGUGGAACUACGACCUUGACGUUAUUGUGAAAGGGGCGGGCGCGAUUGGGGAUGCCGCAGGGAAGGCGGCAAACGGGGAACACACAUCGGAAGAGGUAUCCGCGCGAACCCCCGCUGCUGCAAGGCAAAACAGACUCAAAGUGGUGCUCAGAAGAAACGCCAUCAACGGUACGGACGCCACGAACACUUGCAUCACGAAGGAGGAAGAGCGCGAAAUUGUCAACCGGCUGCUUCGCACCAUCAAGUUGCACUCGAUAAGUACAGAAACCAAGUUGGAGGAAAAAAAAAAAAAAAUUUUAUUUCAAAAUUUUCACGAAUGGUGUUGUCCCCCUUCCCCAUCGGCAAAUGACAUACGAAGCGGAAUCCACCGAAUCAAUGCCUUUUUGUUCGACCUGUUCGAACCUGACUUUUACAACUCCACCCUGAAAAAAAGCAACUCCAUAAGUUACAAAGAAUUGUAUGAACAGUAUCAUGAGAUCAUGAUAAAAUCAAAACACAUAAAAUUAAAUGAGGAGUUUGUCGAGUACCUCCUGCUUGAUUCAGUUUUCCUCCCAAGUUAUGUUAAACGGAACAAGCUACGGGCUGUGCAGGAAGAGGACAAUGAGUACUCAUCGUUCGAUUCAUACUCGGAUGCAUCAUCGGGAGAGUCAGAGGAAGGAACUCACUCAGAAAUGAAAAGUACACAAAUGGCUUCUAACGCCGGUAUGGAAGAAGCGACUGAUUUGACAUGCCACAAGGAUGAUCUCACUCACGAUCACAUACAGGAUGAAAAGUGCGAAAAACGAAAGCGACAAAACCUUUUCAAAAGUGAGCAGUUUCGAAACCAACUGGAAGAAAUACAGCAAGCCAUCGAGGAACUCAACGGAAGUGUCUUCCUUCGAGUAAAUUACAAAAAUUUGAGGAAAGGAUCAUUUGUCAAUAAUUUCAGCCUAGAGGUUAACACCCUAUAUUAUGCCCUGCUAAUGCUAAAGAGCUGCACAGGUGUGUACAAGACGUUGAAGGAAAAGCAAAUGAAUAAAGAAAACUAUCUCAUCGUCUCAAAGUACGUAAAUCUCAACCUCUGUUUCCUCUUCGAUGUAUACAUUUAUUGCAACAUUAUAGUAGCCGUGUCUCAAAAAUGCCUCAAUUAUUACUUUGACUUUUUGACCAAACUAGACGUAAUGGAAGAAGUCAUACACACCAUAAGUGCUUUCUUCAAAAAACACAUUAAGGACACCUUCCCUCAGGACCACUACAUUUUGCAGUUAUACAUUCACACCUUUAAAAAAACCAACAAGAAAAAAGUUCUCCUUAUAAAUGCCAAAAGCUGGCUCUUCAAAAAUAAACAUCCUGUUUUUACAAACAAGUUUUUGACCAACUAUUUGUUCAUCGAUGGGGUGGAUGCGCAUGGAGAGAAGAAUACACAUCAGGUGCACCCACAUGGUAAGGGUAUCUACAAAAUUGAUCCUUCUUCAUUUGCAAUAGAACCUAUGACGGUCCUUAAAAGGGGAAGCGGCGAGGUCCACAUGGCGACCAACACAAAGGACCGUGCGCAGCAUUUGACGCAGGAAAAGGAGGAGAAAAACCAAGCCGAUACUGCCAAAGAGGAAACCCAGAUGGAUCUGUACGUUUGUAAUGGUGUCCUCUACUACUGCAUUACCAAGGAUGAAGCGAUCUACAAGAAAAACGCGAAUUUGUACCCGAAGGACUUAAACUACGUCAAGGACGGUGAAAUCGACAUGGACAGUUUACUGGAGACGAUCAAAAUGCAAAACGCCGGCGCCCCGAGAGAAGACAGUACUCCUCGCUAA